AUGGCACAAUCCAACAAAUGGGCAGCCGAGCUGGCAGCUUACAAUCUCGAUGCCGCAUUCGUUUAUGGCGCGCGCCACACUAUAUCUGACAAAGAUUACUGGCAAGUAGAGGCUUUAAAUUUGCUGGAAGCCUACCUACGACAAUCGCAAAAGGACAGACCUGAGGCGGAACGAUGGCGGAACAUCUGUGUCGGCGUGGAAGCUCUCCUAAAACGACAAGACAUUGACACUGACGAACACCGACAAUCUAUUGAUAACGACGGCUAUUGGGCAGUAGAAGCAGAUUGCCUUCAGUCGCACACUGCCCGUCUGGAGAGCGAGCUUCUGGAUGGACCUCUGGAGCUGGGGAACACAAAAGCAACAUCAGGAACGAUAAACUCGUCAGCCCUGGCUCUGAAACCGGGCAAGGGCUCCAGCGCAGACGCCAGCGUUGGCAGCACACUACUGGAAACCAGCACGGCCAAACCUUGCGUCCCGUGA
Molecule: messenger RNA, 480 nt
Organism: Metarhizium brunneum ARSEF 3297
Lineage: Eukaryota; Fungi; Ascomycota; Sordariomycetes; Hypocreales; Clavicipitaceae
Source: RefSeq, a predicted model, not a curated record